Manduca sexta (tobacco hornworm) is the source of this 2046-nucleotide messenger RNA. RefSeq names its product protein phosphatase PTC7 homolog. The record is from RefSeq and is a predicted model, not a curated record. The transcript is spliced from 5 exons. Lineage: Eukaryota; Metazoa; Arthropoda; Insecta; Lepidoptera; Sphingidae. The coding region runs from base 237 to 1154 and encodes 305 amino acids.
CAACUCUGUUUCAGUCAGUCAAUUUCAAUCACAAGACCAUCGUAGCCAUAGAUUAUUUUAUUUCAUAAAAACCUGGUAGUAGUAAAUUCGACUCUUCAUUUUCAAUAGAGUAUAUUUUAAAUUUAAAUUCGUGUUGUGUUUAAUGUGAAUGAAUGUGAUAUUUUUCUAUUACAAUGUCAUUUGUAUCAUUUACGAAGUUGUGAAAAGCUGGUGUCAAAGUGCAAACCAACUAAUGAAUGAUGCAGUCUAUUUUCUGGACUGGCAGACUGUUGUCACGUGCUAUUAGAAAUGGACUUGCAAGUUUAUCCAGUGCAGCUGAACUGAAUGUUUCGAAUAGAAAGCAUCCUUAUUUAGUGUCUGUUGUGUGUGGUUUUCCAAAAGACAUUGCCAAUGGACGAACACGAAAAGGACAAUUUGGUGACGACGCAUGGUUUUCCACUAACUUUCACAAUGCGGAUGUUAUUGGUGUCGCAGAUGGUGUUGGAGGAUGGCGUGCGUACGGCAUUGAUCCGGGCGAGUUCUCCUCGUAUCUCAUGAGGACAUGCGAGAGGCUAGUUCAGAUGGGUCAUUUCAAAUUGUCUGAACCAGGCGACCUGCUAGCCAAGUCCUACUAUGAAUUAUUGGAACACAAAAAGCCAAUAUUAGGUAGCAGUACGGCAUGCGUCAUGAUUCUCGACCGCAGCGAGAGCAUAAUGCGUGCGGCCAACAUUGGCGACAGCGGGUACAUGGUAGUGCGCGGGGGCAGGAUCGUCCAUCGAUCGCACGAGCAGCAACACUACUUCAACACACCUUACCAGCUCAGCCUGCCGCCGCCUGGACACGACAGGAACGUACUUAGUGAUAGGCCCGAAUCCGCGGAGACAUCCGAGUUCGCGGUGGAGUGCGGCGACGUAAUACUGGUGGCGACCGACGGCGUGUUCGACAACGUGCCCGAGCCGGUGCUGGUGGCGGAGAUGCGGCGCGCGCAGGGGCUCGCCGGCGACUCGCAGCGGCUGCAGGCCGUCGCCAACUCCAUCGCGUGGAUGGCCAGGAACCUCUCCUUCGACGGCUGUUACAUGUCACCCUUCGCUAAGAGUGCACGUCAGAACGGCAUUGACGCGAUUGGUGGAAAGCCGGACGACAUAACGGUGCUACUCGCGAUCGUAGCGCUAUGAAGAUGUCCUAAUUGUGAUUUGUGUAGAUAUAUUUUAGGCUCGUUUUUGUUCAUUAUAUUGACGAAAUUAGUUAGUGACAACGCCGACACCAAAAACUUACAAAAUACGGACAUUUUUGCUUGGUUAAUUAUUAAUAUCAAACAUUUUGUUUGUCAAUUUACAUAAAGAGGAUGUCCCAUCUCCGUGAGCAUUUAAAUUGCACAGGUUGAAUAUGGUCAAUAUACAUCACAUAUUUAUUAGCAUUUUAUAAUAACGUUCAUAUUCAGCUUACAACUCAGGGGAAGGGAAAGGUGUGAGCGAAAAUUUAAUAUAGGUAGUCUCAAUAACUCAACACAUUACACAACCAUACAUACAAGUAUUUCUGUUGAAUACAGGGGGGAGGCAUUUGCCCUUCCCUGUCCACCUGGGUACGCCUACGUAUGUAAGUAAAGACCAAACAUAUUAUAACGGUGUACAAAAUAAAAUAUCAAAUCAAUCGUUCGAUUGAUAGUGCUGUGAUAUUAUUGAAAUGGGGCGUCAUCUUUACGUUUACUCGUCCGGUGGAUUAGCGCGCACUACGAACUAAUUUCUGCACGAUAUCUUUGAUUAUAUACAUUCGAGAUGGACUAGUACCGACAAAAAUGACGUAAGCUCUAUCUAUAAUGUAUGUAACCAUAGUGUCUCGAUUUUAUUAUCGCAGUGUGCUCUUCCUGAUAUUAGCAAAAGAGAAUUGUUUAUUCAAUUUAAAUCACGCUGUAAUUAUAAAAUGAUCUGAUUCUCUUUUUUCUUAAUUUACUGUGAUUUAGUUGAUAAUGCUUAUAGAGCAUGUUAGGGGUUUCUCUAAAUGACGAAUUGUCUAAUGAGCAAACAUUGCUCACUUAUGAGUUUAUACGUAUGUUCUACAGAUGCAAAA